GCAGAUCCUACUACAUCAGUUGUAGUUUCAAGCACUGCAGCAGCUGAACCUGCAACAACUGUAGGUCCUACUACAACAACUGUAGCUCCUAAAACAGCUACAACUGCAGCAACUACUACAACUGAAGCUAUGACAACGACCACACCUACUACGACAGCUACAACUGAAGCUCCUACGACAACUGCAGCUCCUACUACGACCACUGCAGCGCCUACUACAACUGAAGUUACGACAACAACCACACCUACUAUGACAGCUACAACUGAAGCUCCUACGACCACUACAACGACAACUGCAGCUCCUGCGACAACUGGAGCACCUACUACGACAACUGCAGCACCUACUACGACCACUGCAGCGCCUACUACGACAACUGUAGCUCCCACAACAACUACUUCUGCAGCUCCUACGACAACCUCAACUGCAACACCUUCUACAACUGCAGCUCCUACAACCACUAUGACUACAUCAACUACUACGACAACCACAACUGCACCUACCGCUACAACCACAACUGCAGAUCCUAAAACAGCUACAACUGCAGCAACUACUACAACUGAAGCUAUGACAACGACCACACCUACUACGACAGCUACAACUGACGGUCCGGCAACAACCACACCUACUACGACAGCUACAACUGAAGCUCCUACAACCACUACAACAACAACUGCAGCUCCUGCGAAAACUGGAGCACCUACUACGACCACUGCAGCGCCUACUAUGACAACUGGAGCUCCCACAACAACAACUUCUGCAGCUCCUACGACAACUGCAGCUCCUGCAACAACUGCAGCACCUACGACAACUGGAGCACCUACUAUGACCACUGCAGGGCCUACUACGACAACUGUAGCCCCCACAACAACUACUUCUGCAGCUCCUACGGCAACCUCAACUGCAACAACUGCAGUUCCUACGACAACUGCAGCUACUACGACAACUGCAGCACCUACGACAACUGGAGCACCUACUACGACAACUGGAGCACCUACUACGACAACUGCAGCACCUACUACGACAACUGUAGCUCCCACAACAACUACUUCUGCAGCUGCUACGACAACCUCAACUGCAACACCUUCUACAACUGCAGCUCCUACAACCACUAUGACUGCUGCAGCAACUACUACGACAACCACAACUGCACCUACUGCUACAACCACAACUGCAGAUCCUACUACAACAUCAGUUGUAGUUUCAAGCACUGCAGCAGCUGAACCUGCAACAACUGUAGGUCCUACUACAACUACAACUGCAGCAACUACUACAACUGAAGCUACGACAACAACCACACCUUCCACUACAGCUACAACUGACGGUCCGACAACAACCACACCUACUACGACAGCUACAACUGAAACUGCAGUUCCUACGACAACUGCAGCUACUACGACAAUUGCAGCACCUACUACGACCACUGCAGCGCCUACUACGACAACUGUAGCUCCAACAACAACUACUUCUGCAGCUCCUACGACAACCUCAACUGCAACACCUUCUACAACUGCAGCUCCUACAACCAGUAUGACUGCAGCAACUACUACGACAACCACAACUGCACCUACUGCUACAACCACAGAUCCUAUUUCAACAUUAGUUGAUCUUACAAGCACUACAGCAGCUGAAACUACAACAACUGUAGGUCCUAAAACAGCUACAACUGAAGCUCCGACACCAACCACACCUAAUAUGACAGCUACAACUGAAGUUCCUACGACCACUACAACAGCAGCACCUGCAAAAACAACUGCAGCUCCUGCGACAACUGGAGCUCCUGCUACAACUGCAGCUCCUACGACAUCUGCAGCAACUACUACGACAACCGCAACUGCAACUGCACCUACUGCUACAACCACAACUGCAGAUCCUACUGCAACAUUAGUUGAUCUAACAAGCACUACCGCAGCUGAAACUACAACAACUGUAGGUCCUACUACAACAACUGUAGCUCCUAAAACAUCUACAACUGAAGCUCCUACGACACCUGCAACGACAACUGCAGCUCCUAUGACAACUGCAGCUCCUACGACAACUGCAGCUACUACGACAACUGCAACACCUACGACAACUGCAGCACCUACGACAACUGGAGCACCUACUACGACAACUACAGCACCUACUACGACAACUGUAGCUCCCACAACAACUACUUCUGCAGCUCCUACGACAACCUCAACUGCAACACCUUCUACAACUGCAGCUCCUACAACCACUAUGACUGCAGCAACUACUACGACAACCACAACUGCACCUACUGCUACAACCACAACCUCAGAUCCUACUACAACAUUAGUUGAUCUUACAAGCACUACAGCAGCUGAAACUACAACAACUCUUCAACUGACGGUCCGACAACAACCCCACCUACUACGACAGCUACAACUGAAGCUCCUACGACCGCUACAACAGCAACACCUGCAACGACAACUGCAGCUCCUGCGACAACUGCAGCACCUACAACACACCAUCUACGCCCACUGUAGCUCACACAACAACGACUUCUGCAGCUCCUACGACAACCUCAACUGCAACACCUUCUACAACUGCAGCUCCUACAACCACUAUGACCGCAGCAACUACUACGAUAACAACAACUGCACCUACUGCUACAACCACAACUGCAGAUCCUACUACAACAUUAUUUGUAGUUUCAACUCCUACGACAUCUGCAGCACCUACAACGACAACUGCAGCACCUACGACCACUUUGACUGCAGCAACUACUACGACAACUGCAACUGCACCUACUGCUACAACUACAACUGCAGAUCCUACUACAGCAUUAGUUGUAGUUUCAACAGCACCUACUACCACAACCAGUGCAGCUCUUACUAUAACAGCUGUAGACACUACAACUACAUCAGGAGAAACUGCUACAGAAAAUACAAUUGCACCUACCACGACAACCACAACUGCAACACCUACAAUGACAACUGCAGCACUUACGACAACUGCAGCACCUAUUACGACCACUGCAGCUACUACUACGGCAACUGUAGCUCCUACAACAACUACUUCUGCAGCUCCUACGACACCCUCAUCUGCAGCACCUUCUACAACUGUAGCUCCUACGACCACUAUGACUGUAGCAACUACUACGACAACUGCAGCACCAACAACAUCUGCAGCACCUCCUACGACAGCUGCAGCUUCUGCGAUCUGGAGAACUUACAGCGACAUCUCACCUAUUACGACCACUGCAGCACCUAUUACGAAAACUGUAGCUCCUACAACAACUACUUCUGCAGCUCCUACGACAACGUCUACUGCAUCACCUUCUACAACUGCAGCUCCUACGACCACUACGAUUGCAACAACUACUACGACAACCACAACUUCACCUACUGCUACAACAACACCUGCAACAGCAAUUGCCGCUCCUACGACAACUGCAGCUCCUAUGACAACUGCAGCUCAUACAACUGCAGCUCAUACGACAAUAACUGUUUCUCUUUUUACCACUACAACUGUAGCGCCUACUACAGCCACAACAGCAACACCUACAAAUACAACUGGAGCACCUGCUACAGAAACUACAAUUGCACCUACUACGACAAGCACUACUGCAACUUCUAUGAUAACUGCAGCUCCUCUGACCAAUGCAGCUCCUACGACAACCAGAACUUCAGCUUCUACGACGAACACCACCUUAGCUCCUAUGACAACAACGACAACUGCAACUCCUAUGACAUCGACAACUACAGCACCUAA
This is a messenger RNA of Oncorhynchus kisutch (coho salmon), 3714 nucleotides long. Its product is annotated as mucin-5AC-like. The record is from RefSeq and is a predicted model, not a curated record. The coding region runs from base 130 to 3714 and encodes 1194 amino acids. NCBI's taxonomy places the organism in Eukaryota, Metazoa, Chordata, Actinopteri, Salmoniformes, Salmonidae. The transcript is spliced from 9 exons.